Molecule: messenger RNA, 438 nt
Organism: Ipomoea nil (Japanese morning glory)
Lineage: Eukaryota; Viridiplantae; Streptophyta; Magnoliopsida; Solanales; Convolvulaceae
Product: sigma factor binding protein 1, chloroplastic
Exons: 1
Coding region: 1-438 (145 amino acids)
Source: RefSeq, a predicted model, not a curated record
AUGGAGAAAACGCUGAGCGCGCAGCCGCCGCCGCAGAAGAAGAAGAAAGCUUUGAAGCAGCCGAAAGCGGCGGCGAACGCCGCCGCCAGGAAGCAGCUGAAGGUGGUGUACAUCUCAAACCCGAUGAAAGUGGAGACGAGUCCGUCGGAAUUUAGGGCUUUGGUGCAGGAACUGACCGGCCAGGACGCCGACGUCCCGGGCCCGCCGUUCAAGUUCCCGGGGAGCCCCGGUGUCGGUGCCGGCGGCGGGAUGCAGCUGGUGGUUCCGGACGGGAACAAGGUCUCGGCGGAAGAACAUUCCGGCGAGGCGGGGGUGCAGCAUGGGAGCAGCGACGUGCCGGAGAGCUCAGAUCUCUCGUCGGAGACGGCGCCGGAUUACCUGCCGCAGUUGAUAGAGGAUUUUCCGGGGAUAAUGCCUUCAAACAUGUGGUAUGAUUGA